This is a messenger RNA of Durusdinium trenchii, 303 nucleotides long. NCBI's taxonomy places the organism in Eukaryota, Dinophyceae, Suessiales, Symbiodiniaceae. The record is from the annotation of a GenBank genome assembly.
AUGAUGGGGUGCCGCAGCUUUCAGCUUGCUUCGAUCAUCACCAGUGUUUGUUUCAAUUUGGGGAGUUUGGCAAUGGUGCAUUGCUGGGAUUACUUUGUGCAAUCUUCCGAUGCAAGGUAUGCCCAGCCAAGCGAAUGCGCUCGAUUGGGUUCAAGGCCGCACCCGACGGUCACCAUGCUGAUCCUCAACACGGAGCAGCUGUCCAAGAUCUUUGGCAUCUUGGGAAUUCAUACCUCGAGGCGGUAUGAACAGGUCAAAGCCGAGUCCUGCGGACUCCACACAGAGGCUGACCUUGACUGCUGA